CAAACAGUUCUCAAACCCAGACUUCACUCUGCCGAUAUCCGACAUAGUCGACAACGUCAUUCAGAAUUGUCCGAUUGAUGUCCGGCGGCCGUUGUACAACAACAUCGUUCUGUCCGGAGGUUCUACGAUGUUCCGAGACUUUGGACGGAGGCUCCAGAGAGACAUUAAACGGGUAGUUGAUGCUCGACUUCGGGACUCUGAAGCUCUCUCGGGAGGACACAUCAAGCCGAAGAAGAUUGAUGUUCAAGUGAUUUCCCACCACAUGCAACGCUACGCGGUUUGGUUUGGUGGAAGCAUGCUGGCCUCUACGGUAAGUAGUUGUGAUGGCCACUGUUAUUCAUACAUUGUAUUUACAACGACCAAUCUAUUAACUUAGACAUCCAACACAUUG
Molecule: messenger RNA, 391 nt
Organism: Homalodisca vitripennis (glassy-winged sharpshooter)
Lineage: Eukaryota; Metazoa; Arthropoda; Insecta; Hemiptera; Cicadellidae
Product: actin-related protein 3B-like
Exons: 2
Coding region: 128-376 (82 amino acids)
Source: RefSeq, a predicted model, not a curated record